AUGAAGUGCCAGUUUAUCUUUGCUUUUGCAGCACUUUUGAUGAUAGCAUCGUUGAUUAUAGAAGGCGAUUGCUUUGAUACCAUGCUUAAAGGAAAGGUAAUAUACUGGAACGAAAACGUUCUAAUACGACUUGGAACCAACCGAUUUACUAAAAAAAACAACGCACGGGGCUAAGUGUGAAAAUGAGAUUUAUUUGCAUGAGAAUCAUUUUUAUAUUAUUUUAUAGCUUCGCACUUAGCCCCGCUUUGAAACAGAGGUCUUGAGCAUUGUAACUCGGAAAUAGCCCACUGUGACACAAACAAAAAGCAAGGGGCACACAUACACCAACCCUCGGCCUGGCCAGUACCUCAAAGAUGCACAACGCCAUAUCCCCGGGCAGUGGCAGACAUGGAUAGCCGUUUCCAUGUCUCAUAUAGACAGAGGUAUUGAUUUGAUAUUUUACCUGAUUUUGUCAUUUUUUUUCUUUUUUUACCCCUAACAACUCAAUCAGAGGACAAUGUAGAUUUGCCGUGCAGCAAGAAGCCUUGGCUGCAGGAAUAUAGAACAAGAAGUGGCUGAUGACCCCAUGAAAGAAGGAAGGGCUCGUCGACGUGAAGUAAAAGAGAGGAGUUUUCUGUUGUGUCUAGUUGUGUUUUCAAUUGUGUCUUGUGUUUUUUAUUGUGUCUUAUUGUGUCUGUCAUUAUACAUUACUAUUCGGGCGAGAGAGGAAGUUCACGAAAAAGAGAUUAAAUAGCAUUUCUUGAUUUUUUUGCAAAGACACAAGAAGCUCGAGAAUUGAUCAAAAAUCGUGAGUUAUACCUCUAUGUAUCACGCGAUCGCCUGUCUCACUGUACCAAAAAUUAUCAUAUCUCGGUGAGCAUUCGGAAGUCAGCCAAGCGCGGUCAUUGCAUGCGUGCUGAACAAGAAUGCUGUAUCAUGACAGACUAGACACAAUAGAAAACUCUCAAAGCACAAACUCAGCCAAAACUCUAAAAAUCUUCCAUGUUUACUCAAGUUUCGGCUUAUAGAAGAUACUGUCACAGUUUUUCAAUGACCAUGAAAUUCAUAAUCUGGGUAGGUAGUUAAUCAGUUGUGGCCCUGAAAAAAAUUGAAGGAAAAAAAACUACGAGUUUUUAAGAAAAUGCUUUUUUCGUGAGAAGGACUCCUAAACGCUGACAAACUUCAACAAAUAGCUAAAACUAUGAUUUCUAUAUGUUUGCAUUGUUCGAAAUCACGCGCAUUUAUAAGGCCCUAAAACUUUUUGCUGACUUGUAAUGACCCAUCUGUCAUAGGAUCCCCAAAAUAAAGGGAUAAAUCUCAUAGUUUCUUAGAUCAAGAGAGAAUGAUCUUGCUCAUUCUCUCUUGAUUAGAUAUAAUCGUAAAAAGUUUGCUUAUCAUUUUCACAUAAACUAUGACCUAAAUUUGGAAACCGCUGAAUUUCUCUCAUUUGGUCUUUGCUAUUUUGGUGAAAUUUGGUCAACGCAAGGCAUUAAUGCGAACUAUACGAAGCGAAAAAAUGCCGACAACAGCAGACUUCCGUCUCAGACCCCAAAGAGGCCUGGCACUAUAACCACGUAACAUUUACUCCGAUGGCCAAAAACUUUAUGCUAUAUUGUACAUUGAUCAAAAUGUUAUCCAUGCUAUAUGUUAGACUUAUGAUCAAAGUAAAGGUGGGGAUACCAGAGAGCUUCAAAGUAGGAUGGUAUCCUCACAAAAUAACUGGGUCGAGUCACCUUAAUAGCUUCGCACUUAGCCCCUCUUUGAAACCGCCUUGAGCAACGUAACUCGGAAAUAACCCAUUUCCCUGACACAAACAAAAAGCAAGGGAAACACAUAAACCAACCCUCGGCCUAUCCAGUACCUCAAAGAUGCACACCGCCAUAUCCCAGGGCAGUGGCAGCCAUGGGUAGCUGUUUCCAUGCCUCUUAUAGACAUAGGUAUUGACUUGAUAUUAUACAUGAUUUUGUCAAUUUUUUUCAUUUUUACCCCUAACAACUCAAUCAGAGGACAAUGCAGAUUUGCCGUGCCGCAAGAAGCCUUGGCUGCAGGAAUAUAGAACAAGAAGUGGCUGAUGACCCCAUGAAAGAAGAGAGGGAUCGGCGUGAAGUAAAAGAACACUGA
This is a messenger RNA of Porites evermanni, 2100 nucleotides long. NCBI's taxonomy places the organism in Eukaryota, Metazoa, Cnidaria, Anthozoa, Scleractinia, Poritidae. The record is from the annotation of a GenBank genome assembly.